Molecule: messenger RNA, 1873 nt
Organism: Dermacentor andersoni
Lineage: Eukaryota; Metazoa; Arthropoda; Arachnida; Ixodida; Ixodidae
Product: alpha-tocopherol transfer protein-like
Cellular component (GO): membrane
Molecular function (GO): phosphatidylinositol bisphosphate binding
Source: RefSeq, a predicted model, not a curated record
GGGUCGCUGCCGCACCGUGUAGAGUGGCGUGCAUGAAGAAGAAGCAGCGGCCGCGGCGGCCGACGCCAGUGGAGGAGAUGUGGGUCAGCCGUUCCCCGUGGAUGCACCCGGCAUCGCCUCCCGCGUCUCGCCUGCCGACGACGAGGACGACGAAGAAGACGCUGCUGCUGCGACGCCCGGCCGCUCUGGUCGUCGCCGUUGCCGGGAUUUAGCAUCGGCGCCCUCUCCCACCCACCCCCCGCCUUCCCCCACUGCCACCUGCUGCUAGUGGUGCGGCUGCUAACUCCGCCGCUAGGCCGCGGUGGACGGUUUCGAACGUCGAUUUCGGGAGUGUGACAAUCGACACCGGCCAAGGACGCCGCGUGACCCCCCCACCCCGUAGUUGGCCGGAGUCGCGCGGUGUUUGCUCCCGCUCCUUCGAAGGUCCCGAGGGCUUUCAAGUCGGAGUGGCGAAGGGGCGGUGCGCGACGCCGGACAGCUGCAGAUUAUCUCGGACCUUCAGCUAAACUGCGCCGACGGGUCCAGCCGGUGCCCAGACGCUAUGACCUGCUCGGGGGAGACGUGCUACCUACGCCGAAAUGAUGCUUUCCGGAAACGGGUCGUGCCAGCCGACACUCUACGUUGGUGAACAGGUCGCAGUUGUGUGGAUUGUGUCCCGUUACAACGGUACAGUCUUCACGAGUGCUGUGCAACAAGACACUUCCAGCCUAGCGCCGUGCCUGACGUCUAUUGUUGACUGCUCAAGGAACUAGCUGACAUAAUGACGAAGACAGAGAGCGACCUGCUGGACCCGCCGUCGACGACGGCCUCUGACGACGACGAGAUCGAGUACCCGAGUUGUGGCCCGCUCAAAGUGAGCCUCUGGCAGCUCGCCGAGCAAGAGCUGCGAGAGACGCCAGCUCGCCGACAGAGGGACCUGCAGAUCAUCAGGGACAUGAUCCGAUGCGACCGGGACCUCGAUUGCCGCAUGGACGACGCCUUCCUGGUGCGGUUCUUGCGCUGCCGCAAGUUCGACAGCAGCCGGGCGUACAAGGUGCUGCGCCAGUACUAUCGGCUGCGCCAGAACAACACGCAGCUGUUCCGCGACUUCUACCCCACAUUCCUGCGCGCCACUUUCGAGCGGAACCUGCAGACGGUGCUGCCCGACCGCGACCCCAACGGAUGCGCGGUGUUCAUCUUCAAGGGCGGUCAAUGGGAUCCGUAUGGGUGCAGUUCUGAGGACAUCUUCCGGGCCAACGUUCUCUGCCUAGAGCAGGCCAUUAUGGACCCUGUGACACAGGUGACAGGGCUUGUGGCAGUCAUGGACAUGAAGGGAUUCGGCUUCACACAUCUCCGCUUCUGUCCUCCCAGCAACCUGCAGAAGGUUGUCUCCCUCAUACAGGACUGCUUUCCUGCUAGGUUCAAAGCAAUCCACAUCAUCAAUGAACCAGCUAUAUUCGGAAUGCUGUUCAGCAUUGUGAGGCGAUUCCUGAAUGACAAGCUCCAACAAAGGAUACACUUUCAUGGAUGUAAUAUAGCAUCCUUGCACAAGUUUGUACCCCCCGAGAUAUUACCCGAGGAGUAUGGCGGCUUCAACGGCCCCAUGGAUAACUCUGAGUUUGUGGCCCGCAUGUACAGGAAUGACGACAUCUUCAAAAAGGAUGCUGAAUAUGGCUUCAAGAUCAGGAUCAAAGGAUGACUCUCACUGCGUGUUAGCCAGUGUACUUGCCCUACAAUGUAGGCUGGCACUGCUGCUUUUUAGUUAUGACAGUGUUCUUCAGUUGUGAUGACAGGUUGUCCAAGUAUUUAUUUGAUGUGUGUGAUGAGCUGGCUUCCUUUGUACAAAUCAGUCAGUGAAAUAAAUGUGACCCUCAGCAGUUGUGCAAAGCCUGAA